This is a messenger RNA of Osmerus eperlanus (European smelt), 3411 nucleotides long. RefSeq names its product signal transducing adaptor molecule (SH3 domain and ITAM motif) 2 (gene stam2). The transcript is spliced from 14 exons. NCBI's taxonomy places the organism in Eukaryota, Metazoa, Chordata, Actinopteri, Osmeriformes, Osmeridae. Gene Ontology annotation, molecular function: ubiquitin binding; phosphatidylinositol binding. Bases 120 to 1619 code for a protein of 499 amino acids. The record is from RefSeq and is a predicted model, not a curated record. Gene Ontology annotation, cellular component: endocytic vesicle. Gene Ontology annotation, biological process: signal transduction.
UUUACGGAAGAGCAACUGGUGAAAGUGUACACUUUGAUGGAUGAGGAAGGGAAAAUAUUUUAUUAAAGAAAGUCACAGUUUUCGCCGUUAGAACUUCGUUUUGCUAAUAAAGAUUCAACAUGCCUUUAUUUACCCAAAACCCAUUUGACCAAGAUGUCGAGAAAGCAACCAAUGAAACCAACACAACAGAUGACUGGGGCCUCAUUAUGGAUAUCUGCGACAGGAUUGGAACAACACCCAAUGGAGCAAAGGACUGCCUCAGAUCCAUCAUGAAAAGAGUCAAUCACAAGGUCCCACAUGUGGCCAUGCAGGCUCUCACUUUGCUAGGAGCCGGUGUCGCUAAUGCUGGAAGAAUCUUUCACCUAGAGAUCUGUUCCCGAGAGUUUGCCAGUGAAGUGCGGGCGGUCCUGGGCAGGGCUCACAACAAGGUGUGCGACAAGCUGAAGGCCUUAAUGAUGGAAUGGGCGGAGAGUUUCCAGAAGGAUCCACAGCUCAGUCUCAUCAGCGCCACCAUUAAGUCUCUAAAAGAGGAUGGGGUGAGCUUUCCCUCAGGCUCCCAGGGGUCUAGCUUGAAGGUCAGCACACCUGCAGUGAGCAAAGCCUCUGAUGACGACGACCUGGCCAAAGCCAUCGAGCUGUCCCUGCAGGAGCAGAAGGUUGAGACCCGCCCCCUCAUGGUGACCUCUGACCCCCCCUUUAACACUAACGGGGGCAAGGACUCCAGGAAGGUGCGUGCCCUCUAUGACUUUGAGGCGGCGGAGGACAACGAGCUGACCUUCAAGACUGGGGAGCUGAUCCUUGUCCUCGACGACAGUGAUCCAAACUGGUGGAAAGGAGAGAACCACAGGGGAAUAGGUCUCUUUCCGUCCAACUUCGUCACUACAAACCUGAAUGACGAACCUGAAGCGGUGGCAUAUGUGGAGAAGACGGAGAUUCCCGAAGAACCCUGUAUAGAACCCAGAGUGGAACCGGAGCCUGUCUUCAUAGACGAGGAGAAGAUGGACAAAACACUGUUCCUGCUUCAGAACAAGGAUCCCGCUGAUGCAGCUCUGGACGACUCCGAGCUGGUCCAGCUGGAGGGUGCCUGUGAGCAGAUGAACCCCAUGAUUGACGAGAAACUAGAAGAGAUUGACAGGCAACACUCCGAGUUGUCAGAGCUCAACGUGAAGGUGCUGGAGGCCUUGGAACUCUAUAACAAGCUGAUGAACGAGGCUCCGUUCUACACGGCCUACUCUAAGAUGCAGCCCCCGGCUCAAUACCCACCUGCCUCAGCUGCAGCCAUGCCGGGUUAUCCCGGCCAGCCAGGAGGUGCCUACAUGCCCCCAGGGAUGUCCCAGGGCCCCCCAGCCCAGACCUACAUGGCAUCUGACCAGCCAGGACCCCUUCACUCUCUCCCACCCAACAGUCAACCAGCGCAGUACGUCAGUGGCAUGAAUGGGCCCUACAUGAGCCAAGCUCCCAGUGCCGCAUACCCUCCCCAAAUGGGGGUGGCCAUGGACAUGUCAGCCUAUCAGAAUGCUAACUCCAGCAUGCCUCCGGGCCCGUAUCCAAUGGCGGCGCCCUCCCACCCAGCCCCCCAGCCUCAGCAGGCUGCCUACUAUCAGCAGCCCCUCCUGUAAGGCCCGUGUCUGUGUAGGGAUUCCCACCUUCAGACUUAACGCAACACCGCAGAACCAACCGUGCACCUGAUUGUCCCCUACCCUCCUUUCUCGUCCUGAUUGAGAAAAUGAUGCGUACGUACGACGAUCAUCAGAGAAGUCAGCGCAGAGGCCACUGUAAAGGAAGUGAUGUCGCCGUCGACCGGCGGGCGACCCACAGAACAAUACGGCGCAUUUUUGAAGGGAUGACCAAUUUGCAUCUCAAAUUGUUGGAAUGUUGGAAAUGCAAACUGUACAUACACACUUCUCCUGACCUACUUAUUGUGUCUGAUACACAUACAUCAGUUACUACAAGAUUUUUGUUUUUAAUCAGUCUUUUAUUUUAAAUGUUUGUUUUGUUGAUUUAACCUGUCUUUCUUGUAGAUCUAUGAAGGGGGUUGUGGUUGGACAGUGUUUCCUCUUAUGUCCCUCUCACCAGCAUCAACCAUUCUAGAUUGCACCACUCUGGGUCAAACGUCAUGAAGUGCAACACAUUACAUAGCCACUGUAUAUGGUAUCUGGUACAAUAACAAUUUCUUCAGAACAUGUUCAGUUUCUAAAAUGAGCUUCCCAUUCACUGCCUUGAUGCACUCUGGGGCGUUAGUAAAGACAGACUUGAUAGAGAGGUAGAUGGAGUAAUUGUUGUGAGUGUGUGUGUGUGUGUGUUAAGAUAUGUUGAUUGAGUUGUGAUCGUACUUGCUGCAUUGGAGGUUGAGAUUAUUAUUUGUACACAAAUCAAAAGUUUGUAUAGAAUUUGUAGAUGGAAGAAAGCAUUAUGGCUUCUGAUAAAGAACAGGUUUUGCCAUGGCUUUUGUCGAUGUAGAAGGAGCCCAGACAGACCGCAAACCUUUUGAGGGGCUUAUUGGAAAAGGGUUUCUAUUCUAUGCCUCCGCUUUUGUUUGUAUAAUAAUUAUAGUUUAUUCAUGUCGGUCGGUUUGUCUAGUGGGGCAUCAUGUUUCUAUAAAGACCCUAUUCUCAACAUCAGUUGGAGAUUGCUUCACUCAAGACAUCUUUUGAUAUGCAAUGCAACACAUUUCUACAUUGCAUGGCUAUUUGCAUUUUUUCGUUUUAAAAUAGAUAAUUGCAAUGCUUGUGUAUUUCUAUUUUAUUUGGUAUAUUGUGUACCCAGGUGAAAUAAUUUUAUGGUUUAUGAAUGUAAGAUUGUAGUAACUUACUUCCCUUAUUUUUUGACUUAAUUUUAUAAGAAAAUUCAAAUAGAAUUGGUUUUCAUACACAUCAUGACCAACUUUAGUGAACUGGCCAUUCAAACUGUAGUCUUAACAUAAGAGAUACAGUAUUUGGCCAGUGGUCAGUUUGCCCUGGAAUAUUUCUGUGGGUUCAAAUUGAGGACCACAUUUCUCAUCUGACAUUUGCUUUUCUUCCUUGCUAGAUAGUAAAAUAUGAUUCAGAGCUCUACACUUUAUUUUCUUUACUUGCCUCAUUAAAAGGUAUUGUAUAUUAGAUGUAAAAUAUCUGGUUUUGUCAGCAUUGCACCUUAACUUUGUAAACAGUUAUGUACCACUGGAUGCCUUGUUUUCUGUAGAAAUCGUAAUUAAAAAUACUGAAACAACUUUAGGAAAGGAAUUCACCCUGGAAGCUGCUGUAUAUCUUUAUAUUUAAAAAGAUUCCAGGGAAAGUUCCUAUCAACUGGCAUAAUAUUCCCAUGUUUUGUAUCAGGUUUCUUCCUUAUCUUGUGUUAUCAUUUUAAAUACCCUUUUGUAACACAGUGAACUCUAAUAUUCAUUGAAAUAAAAUUGACCUGUGUUCAAAAUCA